CCAGAGUGGAAGCGUUCUAACUAACUGGCUCUUGGGUCUUGAACAUACGUAGUGUGAUUGACACAUCCGAAACUAAAUGUGGACAUCGCUAGGCCCGCAUCAUGUUGUUGGCGCGUCUCCGGUUGCAACAGAUUCGGGCUCUGAGUUCCCAGGCACCCGGAUUGACUCAGCUAGAUAACUCCUCAGGGCUCCUGUCUCAAGUUCUUCAUCGUAGACAUCCAGGAAUUAUACGAGUGAAAUUGGUUCGGUUGCCGCAGGAGGUCCAUAAUGCUGUGCAGGUUCUGAUGAAGGAAUGCUCAAUUAGACAGGUCGAGGAACGUGUCUCUGCAUUGAACAAUUACUUGUGGAGUCGAAAACGCCCAGCUGAGGAAAAAGAUUUGAGGGGCCAAGCUGCAAAGCUGGAAAGGAAGUACAGGGAGUCCAUAUCAAGCAGUGCAGAUGAGAAUGAUUCCCAGCAGCUUGAGAAGAUGAAAAGCAAUGUGUUGAAAACUCUGCGGAAGAAUGUAUAUCACUGGCAGCCUUUGAGUUACACAGAUGAACUAAGUUUGGUGUAUUUAGUCUCACGCUUCGAUGGAGGCUUUGCUGCGGUAACAAGAGCCCUUCAAGAGAUUCGUCAGCGUGUUCCUGAAUUCACUCCUCAGACGCUCUUAGAUUUUGGUUCUGGUGUUGGGACGGUAACAUGGGCAGCCCAUGCUGUGUGGGGUGAGAGUAUUGGUGAAUACUUGUGUGUUGACGCCUCUGCCUCCAUGAACAAACUCAGCGAACUAGUAAUAAAAGGAGGAACAGAGACUGGUAAUAUGCAUAUCUCCGGGGUUUAUUUUCGCCAGUUUUUGCCACUUUCUCCAAAAGUGCAGUAUGAUCUUGUAGUUUCUGCAUUCUCUCUGAAUGAUCUUCCUAGUAUGGCGGAGCGACAGAAGACAAUCCAAACCUUGUGGAGGAAAACGGGGAACUUCUUGGUGCUGGUGGAGAAUGGUACAAGAGAGGGACAUCAGCUUCUUAUGGAAGCUCGUGAAACUGUGUUAAAAAAACAAGAUAAAGAAAUCUGGGACCAUCGGCCGCCACAUGUAUUUGCACCAUGUCCACAUGACCUGCCAUGUCCUAAACUUGCUCAGAAGAUUCAGGUGCCUUGUAACUUCACACAGUCCUACCAACCACUUAAUCUUAGUUGGAACUCUCCUCAGCGAUGUGAGAAAUUUUCCUUCCUGAUAUUGUCCCGUAAUUUUGAGGGGAAACCUGAUGCACACUGGCCUCGUGUGAUUAGCCCUGUGCUGCGGCGGCCACGUCACGUGCAUUGUCACAUGUGCUGUGCUGACGGGAAGAUACAUCAUGAUGUCAUCACUGCACGAAGACACGGAAGGGAUCUCUAUCGCUGUGCCAGAAACAGUGAGUGGGGGGACCGCUUGCCAGCAUUGACGCCAUUCAUGAACAGUGACACAGAGCAAGGAGAAGAUAUGGACUAAAGCAAUGCAGUAUGAUCUCUGGGAAACAGGAGGACUCUGGUACUCUAUGGAGGCAGCACACAUAGCAGAAAAUAAUAAAUGCAGUCCGUUUAGUUUCAUCACAUUGGUACUGCUUUUCUCUUGUAACAUAGAGGUUGGGUUACUUCUGUCUGUUAUCUUAACAAUUAUGGUGAGACCUGCCAUGCUCUGCUUAUGGAUAACAAUACUUGAACAUACAUGUAUAAAUUAACAUCCAGUAUACUGGAAGACAGGACAUACUAUGCUGUGCGACAGUUAAUGCUUCUGAUUGGUGUCCUUUAACUUAUAUUUAAAAAAGAAGCAGGCAAAAGGAGCUUGUCGUUCCGACCUCAGCCUGAUGAUUUUUCCCUUCGGGAAUUCUGGCUUGGGCUGUCAUAAAUAUGUGUUACACUUAUUUAAUAUUUGUCCUCCUGUCUUUAUUUUUUGUAUUUAUCAUAAUGGAUUUCAAAUUUCCAAAAUGUAUACGUCUGUGAAAUGGUUUCUAAAUAAAAGCUUCCCAAAGAAUA
Messenger RNA from Spea bombifrons (plains spadefoot toad), 1984 nucleotides. It is a transcript of the gene METTL17, whose product is annotated as methyltransferase like 17. Gene Ontology annotation, cellular component: mitochondrial small ribosomal subunit. Gene Ontology annotation, biological process: translation. Gene Ontology annotation, molecular function: structural constituent of ribosome; methyltransferase activity. Lineage: Eukaryota; Metazoa; Chordata; Amphibia; Anura; Pelobatidae. The transcript is spliced from 14 exons. The coding region runs from base 102 to 1460 and encodes 452 amino acids. The record is from RefSeq and is a predicted model, not a curated record.